UUCUCAGUUCCUUCCUCCACUGUCAUGCUCCUCUAGAUCCCUGCACUGAAUUAACAAAGAGUCGUCAGCUUCUCCUCGAUGUCGAGCCGAGGCCGGCGGAUCACCGACGAGGAGAUGAGCGAGCUCGUCUCCAAGCUGCAGUCGUUGCUGCCGGAAUCCCGCCGGAGGAGCAUGGGCAGAGCGUCGGCAGCGAAGCUGCUGAAGGAGACGUGCUCCUACGUGCAGAGCUUGCACCGCGAGGUGGACGACCUGAGCGAUCGCCUCUCGGCUCUCAUGGCUACGCUCGACGUCAAUAGCCCUCAGGCUGACAUCAUCAGAGACCUCUUCAGAUAGAUUUAUCAUGUUAAUUAUUUUCUGCCUUCUUUUAGCUGCUGCAAGGCCAGUGUGAUCUUAAUUAGAGUGUUCGUGUGC
This is a messenger RNA of Zingiber officinale, 411 nucleotides long. Its product is annotated as transcription factor ILI3-like. Bases 79 to 333 code for a protein of 84 amino acids. Gene Ontology annotation, molecular function: protein dimerization activity. The record is from RefSeq and is a predicted model, not a curated record. NCBI's taxonomy places the organism in Eukaryota, Viridiplantae, Streptophyta, Magnoliopsida, Zingiberales, Zingiberaceae. The transcript is spliced from 2 exons. Gene Ontology annotation, biological process: regulation of growth; regulation of DNA-templated transcription.